AUCGCCCUAUUCUUCCUUUGGUGGAGGAAAAUAUUUACCUUAAAAAGAAAAACAAAAUUAUCUGCCAACAUUUAGAAAGCUGUGUCAAUUUUAUACUAGUUUAACACAGAUCUUUAGUUAUUGGAAAUAGAGUUUAUAUAGUUAAAGGAAUUAUCAGAAAUACUUUAUAGUUAUCAAAAAUUCUAAAGAAAAAGGCCAUGGAUGUAGAGAUUCAGGACACGCCUGGAAAGAUAAAUAUCUCUAAAAGAUCCAUCCUUUCAGGAACUGUUGAGAAUAUAGAUUACCCACACUAUUAUGAUCUCUUAAGAAAAAUGAACAUGCCUUUUGUGAAAGGUUUUGAGAACAGACAUAACUAUGGCAGAUUUGAAAAGAAAUGCAACCCUACUUUUCUUAAAUUUCACCCUUAUCCCCCUUCAGUUUUGCCAGACUAUCAUUUACAUUAUCCUUAUCCCCCACCAUAUGGGCCACAUUAUCCAUUAUUUCCACUUCGGGAUGAUGUGCCCUUACGUGAUUCCUGUUCAGGGUUUAUGAGUCCUGGUGGUGAUGCUGAUUUAAAUCCUGGCAUUGGCAGAACCAUACCAACCCUAGUGGAUUUUAGUGAUGUGAAACCUCAACAUCGAGUUCCCAGACCAGACACAGAAUUUCAAACAACAAUAAAAAGGCAAAAAAAUCUAUCAGAAGAACUGCAACAAAACAGGAGAUGGAAUUCCAGGGAAGUACCAGACAUUUCUAUCAGAGCAAGACUUGGAGGUUGGACAAGCCCUCUGAAAGUCACUCCUUUACAACCUCAUCAUGAAGGACGCUCAAUAAGUCACAUAUUUACAUUUGAUGAGGAGGCAACAUGUACAGAUGAAGGUGAACCACUUGUUCAAACAAACAAGAAAUGUAAUGCAAAGGACUCAUUUUACAAGUCCUCUACACAAAAAGCUUAUGAAGAUGUUCCUUGGGAUAUGAUGCUACCACCAAAACUUGUUCCAGAACAAACAACAUUGGAAAAAGCCGCUGACCCCAUCUCACAGUGUUUUACUCUGAAAAGAUAUAAAGGGGUGCCAACAAUAACUCAGAUGGUUGGUGAGCUCUGGGACAGAUUUCAAACAAGAUCUUUCUUGGCACCAGUCAAACCAAUUAAUUUUGUGAGUUCAAGUUCUAGAAGUAAAUAUAUUCCUCUCUAUACUGGUCAUGUGCAGUCUACAAAUGCUGAUGAUGUUGACAACCCCUUGGGAGACAUGGCAUCGCUAGCCAAGCAGCGGUGCUCUAAGCCUCUUUAUACAAACACAAGUCGUGCUGCAAAUAUUCCAGGAUAUACCGGCAAGGUUCAUUUCACAGCCACCCACCCAGCAAAUUCUAAUAUUCCAUCAACAAACAUAUCAUCAGAUUCAGAACUGCGCCGCGUCUUACAGAAAGAAAUGGCAGUUGACCUCUUCCGUCACCAGGCUCCACUGUCUCGACUGGUCACAACUGUGAGACCAUACAACCCCUUCAACAAGAAGGACAAAGAAACCAUAGACUACUAGAGGAGGUGGCCCUGCGCGGGCUGUCCAGCUCUCCGCCUGGGGAAGGCUUGUGCGCCGGUGGGAAAUAAAGGCGGCUUCUCCGCGCAGUGCAGUGUGGUGGGGUCGGUGCUGUUCUC
Molecule: messenger RNA, 1630 nt
Organism: Symphalangus syndactylus (siamang)
Lineage: Eukaryota; Metazoa; Chordata; Mammalia; Primates; Hylobatidae
Gene: SPMIP7
Product: sperm microtubule inner protein 7
Biological process (GO): spermatogenesis
Source: RefSeq, a predicted model, not a curated record